This is a messenger RNA of Paraglomus occultum, 1404 nucleotides long. NCBI's taxonomy places the organism in Eukaryota, Fungi, Glomeromycota, Glomeromycetes, Paraglomerales, Paraglomeraceae. The record is from the annotation of a GenBank genome assembly.
AUGAACUGCGACAGCUCAGCCGCCACCUCCACUCAGUUCACUAAACAGGAACAGGAAGAAACGCUUUGGUCCAACCCGUCCACUCCCUCCGAUAUAUCCCUACCUCAUACUCCAAUCACAAAAACCGAAGAAGACUACUCUGUAUACCACGUGCCAAGAGGAUAUGAUGUGGUCCUUGUCCCCAAACUAGCAGACCAGACGUCCAUUCCUGAUUCUAACCCAGCAGUAUCCGCGACAGCCGACAGUGGCUUGUCAGACUGUGACUCCUACUCUUCUACUUGUUCGAAACCGCGUAAGGCUGACAAGAACUACAUUCCCCGUCCCAAGAACUGUUUCAUGGCAUACAGAGAGCAUAUAAAAGAAAAGUUCUUAGCUGAGAAUCCCGGUAUGAAUAACAAGGUUGUAUCGGUUCUUGCUGCAAACUUGUGGAACAACGAGCCAGAAGAAGUCAAAGAAUUCUGGAGAGAACGUGCUAAGCAGCUUAAAAUAGAACACAAGCUCAAGUAUCCUGACUACAAAUUCAAGCCUCAAAAGAAGAAACAAAACAUCAAGAGCCCGAACACCCCAAAGUCCGUCAAGACUGUACGCAAGAAGACUGGUUCAGAUUCUGUCAACAUGAUGUAUACUGAUGGCUAUGGCUCAGAAGACAAUAAACUUGUGUAUCCCUUGACAUUGGACGCCGUCAGCGAUGAACAGGAAGAAUACUAUAUACAACAUCUUCACAAGAAGGCUCUGUUCGGACAUUACAGAGCUUCAUCAGUUGAUUCUGUCAGUUCGUGGACGAGUGACUCCACUGCAUCGACGCCUUUACUCUCGCCCUUCGUCGGUUCUCCUGCUUCGCUUUCGCCACCUACAUUUCAUAUGACCAGUCAAUAUGGACGGUCACCAUCAGCUCUUCGUUAUGAAGCUGGCAAGUCAUUGGAUAACUAUAACAACCAAAGUGACUUGUUGUUAUCUUCACAUAACUUGGCCAUGUCACAAUCAAUGUUGGGUGAAGUCGAUCAACUGAACCAUAUGUAUAAUCAACUUGAUGUAAACGCUCAUGCUACUCUGCCAGUCGACGACGGUUUCGUUCUUGAUUCAGCCCCGUACGAGUCAUCUUCAUUGAGAACCGCAAACUUUUUGCAGCAACCACAUUGUUCUUCCUCCCAAACCGAAAUGUCUUCUACUGACUACGAUCUUAUGGCCAUGGGUCAAUAUGGUCUUAUGGAAGAAGCAGAAAACUACGUAGUUGGAUACAACGGUAGCGGAGAUCACUACUUGGUUUACAACAGUCCGUUUGACCUUUCCGCUGCUGAAAACGCUUCCUCCAUCGCCCAGUAUGCAACCUCCGAGCAACGCUUAACCGACUUCCAAGAGGGACUGCGACAACAACAACUCAAACUCCAAGAAUUGAUGAAUUGA